Molecule: messenger RNA, 3107 nt
Organism: Cephus cinctus (wheat stem sawfly)
Lineage: Eukaryota; Metazoa; Arthropoda; Insecta; Hymenoptera; Cephidae
Product: integrin beta-PS
Exons: 15
Coding region: 70-2508 (812 amino acids)
Biological process (GO): cell migration; cell-matrix adhesion; cell adhesion mediated by integrin
Cellular component (GO): cell surface; integrin complex; focal adhesion
Molecular function (GO): integrin binding
Source: RefSeq, a predicted model, not a curated record
UGCUGGCUCAGGACUGUAAAUGGAUUGACUAAAUUUCGUCAGUCUUAAAGAAAGAGAGUUUCAUUCAAAAUGUCGUGGUUGAUUGUCGUGUUGUUGGUGCAAGGAUUUUUGCUGAUUUCUGCACAGCAAAAAAAUCAAGAGAGUCGCUGUGCCGUUCAGCAAGAUUGUCGUAGUUGCAUUCAGACACCUCAAUGUGUUUGGUGCUCAGAAACGAAGGAAGAUUCAUCCAUUGUACGUUGCGUUUCGCGCAAACGAUUUGCCCGAGAGAAAAAUCUAUGGUGUUCAGAAAAUCAUGUGAUAAGCGAUGAUAACGUGAUGACGAUUAAUGAGAAUAAUCCAUUAUCAUGGAAUAAAGGUCGAGAUUCUGUUCAGAUUCAACCACAGAGGAUGUAUCUACGAUUGAGAAUAGGAGAGGAACAGAAAAUUACUGUUAAAUACAGUCAGGCAGAAGAUUAUCCUGUGGACCUGUACUAUCUUAUGGAUCUCUCAGCGUCCAUGGAGGUGCAUAGAAACGAGCUGUCGAAACUUGGCCUUCAAUUGGCUGAAGCCAUGAAGAAGCUAACCUCAAAUUUCCGGCUGGGAUUUGGCAGCUUUGUCGAUAAAGUCACUUUGCCUAUGACCGACACAACUCCAAACAUGCUCCGAUCACCUUGUACGUUACGUCUCAGUGGAAAACCUUGCGCUCCUCCAUACGGAUACAAAAAUCAAAUGCGCUUGACGGAAAAUAUUGAUCUCUUUAAGGCAAACGUUGAAAAGGCACCGGUUUCCGGUAAUUUGGAUGCGCCGGAAGGAGGCUUGGACGCUGUGAUUCAAGCUAUUGUUUGUACCGAUGAAAUUGGCUGGCGGCAAAAGGCACGUCACUUACUAGUAUUUUCAACGGACGCCAGUUAUCACGUAGCUGGCGAUGGCAAGCUCGCAGGAAUUAUCGAACCGAAUGACGGUCUUUGUCAUUUGGAUUCUAAAGGAUUUUACACGCAUUCUCUUCUUCAGGACUAUCCAUCUAUUUCUCAAGUAAAUCGAAAAGCCCUCGCGCACAAUGUUCAUAUAAUUUUUGCAGUAACAUCUUCUCAGUAUGAGAUUUAUCAAGAAUUGAAAGAAAGUAUUAGCGAGUCGUCGAUUGGUCUGUUAGAUACCUCCACCGGAAACAUAGUGGAUUUAGUCAGUGGGGAAUACAAGAAACUCGUAAAUUCCGUCACUAUGACAGAUAACGCACCGGAAAUGGUGAACGUGAAAUAUUUUUCCCGUUGUCUAAAUUCAACUGGAGAUUUGCAAGAGAGAUCAGAAUGUGACGGAAUCCGUGUAGGGCACGUGGUAGAGUUCGAAGUGAGACUAAAGGCAUCAGGAUGUCCAAAGGAUCCAAAAGACUGGAGACAAACUAUUGAAAUAAAGCCUAGAGGUCUAAACGACAGUCUGACAAUUGAUUUGGAAUUGAUCUGCGACUGUUCGUGUAACAGAGAAGACCAUAUGGAGUACAAGGUCAACGCGACAGAAUGUCACGACAACGGGAUUCUUAGUUGCGGUACGUGUUCCUGCAGUCCUGGCUAUUAUGGAAAAACCUGCGAGUGCAAAGGUCGAGAAGACGGCGGAUCUGAAACAUCCGCUAUAGAAGAUUGCGCACCGGGCAAUGAUACAGAAAUAUGUAGCAGUCGUGGAAGUUGUAUCUGUGGACUUUGUCAAUGUACGCAUAGAAUUGACCCCAACGAGAUGUUUUAUGGGAAAUAUUGUGAAUGCGACAAUUUUUCUUGCAAGCGAAGCGGAGGGUUGGUCUGUGGUGGCCAAGGAAAUUGUGAAUGUGGUGUCUGCAAUUGUUAUGCUGGCUGGGCUGGUGAAGCUUGCGACUGCAAGGCCACCAACAGUACGUGCAUUCCGCAGGGUGCUAAUGGUGAAAUUUGCAGUGGACGUGGCUAUUGUGAAUGUGGAUAUUGUCAUUGCCAUGAAAAAGAUAAUAUACGUUAUUCAGGACUUUACUGCGAGGAGUGUCCUACAUGUCCUGGACAAAAGUGUGAUGAGCUUAAGGAUUGCGUUGAGUGCCUAGCUUACAAUAGCGGUCCUUUUUCGAAAAAUGGAGAAUGCGGUGUAUGCCUGCACGACAUAGAUAUUGUCGAUAAGGUGGAAGAGGAUCCGAUAAUGGAUCCGCAGACUGGUGCACAUAUUUGUAGAGUUCCUAGUGACGCAGGGUGCACUUUUGUAUUUAAGUACGAAGAUAAAGAAGGUUCGCGCGGUGAUCUAAAAAUUUUCAAAAUUACUGUUCAAAAAGAUAGGGACUGUCCUACCCCUGUGAAUAUUCUAGGUAUAGCAAUUGGCGUGAUUGCGAGCACGGUGAUCCUUGGCUUCUUGAUUUUAUUAAUUUGGAAAAUUUGCACAUACGUACACGACAAGCGUGAAUAUGCAAAGUUUGAAAAUGAACGAGCGUUGGCUAAAUGGGAUCGGAGUGACAAUCCCUUGUACAAACAAGCGACAAGCACCUUUAGCAAUCCGACGUUCAACAAUAGCACCAAAAAUAAAUAAUCUCAGAUUUGGAAAGUGCACCUUGUUUACCUGGAAAGUUAAAAAAAAAACAUACUUCAAUAUUUUAUCUCAUCGAGUCAUGCAACAAUGGGGUUAGCUGAAUCGAGUUUGCUGGUCCAGAACAUUUUUUUUUUUUUUUUUAAUUACCGCAAACCCGAUUGAGUUUCCUUCCCGGAAUAUUCUGUCUCGAAAAAAAUACAAUUGGCCCGUAGAGUCGCACGUUUUGGAUACGCCCAAAUGAAACAGUAUCAGGUACCACAUGAUUUUGUGCUCUAAUUUCUACGAACGAAGAGAAAAUUCAAUGAUGGCCUGCAGAAAAUCUAAAUACCCGCUCACUCGGAAAGAAACCACCAAGACUAAUUGACUUUGUCUUAGAAUCAAUCUCCGGUUGGUAGAACGAGUCAGUGAUUAAGUUAGAGCCGUAACGAAUUAUCCAUUGACGGCAUGUAAAAAUAAUUAUUUGUGAAACUCGGUGCGAUUAAGAUCAAAUAAAUAAUGUUACGUUGCGACCACGUAUAACGGGUUGCCAAUGUGCAGGCGUGAUUCUCCGCUCAAAUUAUUUAUACAUUGAUAAUAUAAGAGGAUUGAAUAAUUUCAAA